ACAGACAGGGAACUACAGGCCCCAGAGUUCUGAGCGUGUAGCGCGCUCCACUUUUAGGUGUGAGCUGCAAACACCUCGGACCCGGGAGAAGUCGCGUUAAGGAGCAGGGAGUGCUUGGUGGCCCCCGCCCCCAUGCCCACCCACGAUGCCCUUGUCCCGUUGGCUGAGAUCUGCGGGGGUCUUCCUGCUGCCGGCCCCCUGCUGGGCACCCCGGGAGAGGUGUCUUGGUUCCGAACAACGACCCUCCCUGGCAUAUAGGUGUCCAGUCCUGGGGGCCUGGCACAGUGCCCGCUGGUGGUGCCAAGUGUGGACAUAGGAGCCUCGAGCAUUUUGUACCUCUCUCAGAAUGAAUGGGAACCAGAAAUUGGAGGCUUGUAACCAAGACUGGCAGGAUUUCGUCCAGCACUUCUCCCAGAUUGUCAAGGUGCUGACUGAGGACGAGCUAGGCCACCCUGAGACAGGCGAUGCCAUUGCCCGGCUCAAGGAGGUCCUGGAGUACAAUGCCGUGGGAGGCAAGUACAAUCGGGGUUUGACUGUGCUCCAAGCCUUCCGGGAGCUGGUGGAGCCAAGGAAACAGGAUGCCGAGAGUCUGCAGCGGGCCCUGACUGUAGGCUGGUGUGUAGAACUGCUCCAGGCUUUCUUUCUUGUGUCAGAUGACAUCAUGGAUUCUUCUCUCACUCGACGUGGACAGAUCUGCUGGUACCAGAAGCCAGGCAUAGGCUUGGAUGCUGUCAAUGAUGCUCUGCUUCUGGAAGCCUGCAUCUACCGCCUGCUGAAGUUGUACUGCAGGGAGCAGCCCUACUACCUGAACCUGCUGGAUCUCUUUCUGCAGAGCUCCUAUCAGACAGAGAUUGGGCAGACCCUUGACCUCAUAACAGCACCCCAGGGCCAUGUGGAUCUGGGUAGAUACACUGAAAAGAGGUACAAAUCUAUUGUCAAGUACAAGACAGCUUUCUAUUCUUUCUACCUGCCUGUGGCGGCUGCCAUGUACAUGGCAGGCAUUGAUGGGGAGAAGGAACAUGCCAAUGCCAAGAAGAUCCUGCUGGAGAUGGGCGAGUUCUUUCAGAUCCAGGACGACUACCUUGAUCUCUUCGGUGACCCCAGUGUGACUGGAAAGGUCGGCACUGACAUCCAGGACAACAAAUGCAGCUGGCUGGUGGUUCAGUGUCUGCUACGAGCCACUCCGCAACAGCGUCAGAUCUUAGAGGAGAACUAUGGGCAGAAGGACCCAGAGAAGGUGGCACAGGUGAAAGCGCUGUAUGAAGCGCUGGAUCUGCCAGCUGUGUUCUUAAAGUACGAGGAGGACAGCUACAGCCGCCUCCAGAGCCUCGUGGAGCAGUACUCUGCACCGCUGCCCCCAGCCAUUUUCCUGGAACUAGCAAAGAAGAUCUACAAGCGGAAAAAGUGACCUCGAGCUUGCAAAGGCUUUGAGGGAAGGGAUCUCAAUAAAUUAUUGUACAGAA
Molecule: messenger RNA, 1463 nt
Organism: Alexandromys fortis (reed vole)
Lineage: Eukaryota; Metazoa; Chordata; Mammalia; Rodentia; Cricetidae
Gene: Fdps
Product: farnesyl diphosphate synthase
Exons: 9
Coding region: 347-1408 (353 amino acids)
Biological process (GO): trans, trans-farnesyl diphosphate biosynthetic process
Cellular component (GO): cytoplasm
Molecular function (GO): (2E,6E)-farnesyl diphosphate synthase activity; dimethylallyltranstransferase activity
Source: RefSeq, a predicted model, not a curated record